This is a messenger RNA of Eremomyces bilateralis CBS 781.70, 1978 nucleotides long. RefSeq names its product FAD-binding domain-containing protein. The record is from RefSeq and is a predicted model, not a curated record. The transcript is spliced from 2 exons. NCBI's taxonomy places the organism in Eukaryota, Fungi, Ascomycota, Dothideomycetes, Eremomycetales, Eremomycetaceae. Gene Ontology annotation, molecular function: FAD binding; oxidoreductase activity. Bases 148 to 1920 code for a protein of 590 amino acids.
UUUGGCUAAGAGACCCACAAGCAAUCCCAUCAGCCAGCCGGUUUGAAUUGAGAGCUCUGUCAAUCGGAACACAAGAUACAUAAUGCAAUGGAUCCUCCAAAUCCUCACCCAGUUUCCACACGCUAAUCAUAAUUUGUUUUCCUCAGCAUGCUUCCAACGCAGGUGUUCCAACUCUUCCUCUUUUGCAUCUUCUCACCGCUCUCCUCUGCAGCACCGCAGUGCAAGGUUCUACCUGGCUCUCAAGAGUGGCCUUCUCAAACCGACUGGGAAGAUCUCAACGACAAGGUGGAAGGAAAUCUUCUGAGGCCAUCUGCCCCGGCAGCUCCAUGCCACCCAGAUCAGUCUUCCUAUGAUCCGGCUGAAUGCGAUCGGAUCCUUGCUGGUUGGCAAGAUACAGAUUGGCAUUCGAAUCAUCCGACGAGCACUAUGUGGCAGAACUAUAAUGACUUCAGCUGCAUGCCCAAUAUAAAUGCGUCGUGUAGCACGGCUGGAUAUCCAAUAUAUGUCAUCGCGGCAAAGACGGCGAAACAUGUGAAAGCCGGUGUGGACUUCGCGCGGACCAAAAACAUUAGGCUGAAUAUCAAGAGUUCUGGACAUUGCUUUCUAGGAAGAUCGGUGCAGCCAAACUCGCUGUCAAUUUGGACACGUGAUCUUAAGAGCCAAGUAUGGUUUGAGGAGUCUUUCACACCUCAACAUUGUAACCCCAUCAAGGGGCCAGCAAUCACCGUCGGGGCCGGCAGCCAAUGGGGGGAGCUCUACGAAGCAGCUGACGAACGUGACCUGAUGCUCGUUGGCGGUGCCAGUGACACUGUCAGCGUGGGGGGCUACAUUGGCGGAGGGGGUCACAGCUCUCUCAGUCCAAAGUACGGAAUGGGAGCCGAUAUGGUGCUGGAACUGGAAGCGGUGACUGCUGACGGUCGCGUCGUCAUAGCAAAUGAAUGUCAGAAUGAAGACUUAUUCUGGGCUCUCCGAGGGGGUGGCGGAAGCACCUUCGCUGCUGUCCUAACGUAUACACUCAAAGCGAUACCAAGCGUCCCAGUUGCGACAUGGUCCGGGUAUAUCGUUGGCUGGGAUAACAUUGUGCGAUUGCAUACAAAAUGGCCAGCUCUCGCAGAAGCGGGUGUUGGGGGCUAUCUCAGCGGCUAUCCUGGACGAUAUCCCUACCUAUACUUGUCCGCCAGUAUGCCUGGAGCGAUAUCGUCAUUCGAAUUAAAAGACCUCCUCGAGCCGAUUUUGCACCCGAAACUCAACCUCAACUCGGUGGUUGAAAGUUCCAACCCAACGCAAAGGAGGCGGAGAUCGACGGACAGUACACCCUCGGGAACUUAUUCCUGGUAUUCGAAUUUCAGGGGAUUUCGGACAUCGCCCGACUUUGCACCGGAAGCUCGGAAAUUGACACUGAAUCGACGCGAUACGUUCCCGGGCAUUGGGAUGGGUAAGCUAAUCGUGUCAUGGCUGUGGAGUGCCGAGGAUGUGGCAAAGCCUGGGUUAGAGGAUGCUCUCCGUGGAUCCAUUGAUCCAUCGGUGUGGUAUUUGAACGACCUGAUCGCUGGAGCUGGGACGGCGAACCCACCAUACAUCCGAGGGGGUGGGAAUGCUGUCAACCCAGCAUGGCGGACGGCGGUGAUGAGACCGGCGUCCGAGCUGCAAUGGGACGAUCCGGAGGAGACGGUGCAAAAGAAGCAGGAUGGUCUCCGAUUCGGGGCCUCGCUCCGCUCUCUUAGCCCAGAUGGUGGGACUUAUGGAAAUGAAGCUGAUCCUGAUACUGCAAACUGGCAGUACGCGUUCUGGGGAACCAACUACAAGCGACUCUUAGGUUUCAAACAAAAGGUUGACCCGGACGGAGUAUUCCACUGCAGACGAUGCGUUGGUAGCGAGUUAUGGAUUGACGAUUCCAAAGGCCAGCUCUGCCCUGUUUGACCAGUACGUCCAUCAGUACGUCCACCAAGUCUCGAUGGUCGACUUAUCAUCGGCUAGG